GCGCCCUUGAAGCCGGGACGCGCGGGGGUGAUAGUGAGGUCGCCUAGUGUUCACAGUAACCGAUAUCAUAGCAAUAAAAUAACCUGACUCCCGCCCCCCCUCUCUCUGCUUCCAUAACCAUGGCCGGCUACCUGAGAGCUGUCAGCUCCGUCUGCAAAACCUCCGCCGCUGCCUUCAGCAAGAACCCCGGGGUCCUGGGACCGGCCCUCAGCCAGCAAGUGCAGCAACAACGAAACUAUGCAGACAAACGUAUUAAGGUGGCCAACCCAGUGGUUGAGAUGGAUGGUGAUGAGAUGACUCGUAUCAUCUGGGAGUUCAUCAAGGAAAAGUUGAUCUUAUCCAAUGUAGACGUGGAUUUGAAGUACUAUGAUCUUGGGCUUCCAUAUCGUGACCAAACAAGUGACCAGGUCACAAUAGACUCUGCUCUGGCAACUCAGAAAUACAACGUUGCUGUGAAAUGUGCCACAAUUACACCAGAUGAGGCUCGAGUAGAAGAGUUUAAGCUGAAGAAGAUGUGGAAGAGCCCCAACGGCACGAUCAGGAACAUCCUGGGUGGAACAGUCUUCCGUGAACCUAUUAUUUGUAAGAACAUUCCUCGCCUGGUUCCUGGAUGGACACAAGCAAUCACAAUUGGCAGACAUGCCUUUGGUGACCAGUACAAAGCCACAGACUUUGUUGUAGAUCAGGCUGGCACAUUCAAGAUGGUUUUUUCACCUGCUGAUGGCUCUGCUGCUAAGGAGUGGGAAGUAUUCAAAUUUCAAGCAGGAGGAGUUGGAAUGGGAAUGUACAACACAGAUGAGUCAAUCAGUGGAUUUGCACACAGCUGCUUUCAGUAUGCAAUUCAGAAGAAAUGGCCACUUUACAUGAGCACAAAGAACACCAUUUUGAAGGCAUAUGAUGGCAGGUUUAAGGACAUCUUCCAGGAAAUCUUUGAGCAGGGCUACAAACCAGAAUUCGACAAAUUGAAGAUCUGGUAUGAACACAGACUGAUUGAUGACAUGGUGGCACAAGUUCUGAAAUCAUCUGGAGGAUUUGUCUGGGCCUGCAAGAACUACGAUGGUGAUGUUCAGUCUGACAUUCUUGCUCAGGGUUUUGGUUCCCUUGGUCUCAUGACAUCGGUUCUGGUUUGCCCAGAUGGAAAGACUAUUGAAGCUGAAGCAGCUCAUGGAACAGUAACUCGUCAUUACAGGGAACACCAGAAGGGUCGGCCAACAAGUACAAAUCCCAUUGCCAGCAUCUUCGCAUGGACAAGAGGCUUGGAACACAGAGGCAAGCUUGAUGGAAAUCCAGACCUGAUCAAAUUCUCCCAAACGCUAGAGAAGGUUUGUGUGGAGACUGUUGAAAGCGGUGUCAUGACAAAAGACUUGGCAGGAUGUAUUCACGGAGGCUUCAGCAAUGUCCGGCUCAACGAACAUUAUGUCAACACAACAGACUUCCUGGAUGCCAUUAAGAACAACCUUGACAAAGCUCUUGGAAAGAAUUAAUGCAAAUCUGUAGUUUGAUGGCCAGUUUUUACCUCAUUUUUAACCUUUUUCAAGAUAGGAAACCACCAGAGUGGUUCAAACAAACUUUUUAACCCAUUAAAUGCUGCUAUUUUUUAGAAGACUUCAAAACAGCAGAAAAAAUGGGGGACAGGUCUGUAGCAUCACCUGUUUAGUGCUGGACCUCAAAACUUGCUGCACCUACUGUCUUCCUGUGAUGGUGCAAUGUGUAUAGAAAUAAAACCUUGACAAACUCCU
Pelobates fuscus (common spadefoot toad) is the source of this 1739-nucleotide messenger RNA. It is a transcript of the gene IDH2, whose product is annotated as isocitrate dehydrogenase (NADP(+)) 2. Gene Ontology annotation, biological process: NADP+ metabolic process; isocitrate metabolic process. The record is from RefSeq and is a predicted model, not a curated record. The transcript is spliced from 11 exons. The coding region runs from base 120 to 1484 and encodes 454 amino acids. Gene Ontology annotation, molecular function: magnesium ion binding; isocitrate dehydrogenase (NADP+) activity; NAD binding. Gene Ontology annotation, cellular component: mitochondrion. NCBI's taxonomy places the organism in Eukaryota, Metazoa, Chordata, Amphibia, Anura, Pelobatidae.